GCAAUCUCACAGGGUGGCUCCACUUUUCAUUCGAGCUCAAGUACUUUGUUGCCUCCUCUGCAGCUGCCAGACCUGCUCCUGUUGCUGCUCAGGGAGAGCAUCUGGGGAGUUCCUUUCUGACCACCAAGAAGAUGAUGAGCUCAAGUUAUUGGAGCGAGACCAGCAGCAGCAGCUGUGGGACCCAGCAGCCCCUAGAGGUGCUGCAGUGCCAGCCCCAGCAUUACCACUGCUACCAUCAGUCAAGCCAAGCCCAGCAGCCUCCAGAAAAAAAUGUAGUGUAUGAGCGAGUGAGGACCUACAGCGGGCCCAUGAACAGAGUGGUGCAGGCCUUGGACCCCAUCAGCCCACGGGAAGUGCUCUCCCCUCUCAAAACUUCCUCUUCCUACCAAAACUUGGUUUGGAGCGACCAUUCUCAGGAACUCCACUCUCCAACUCUGAAAAUAUCUUCUUGUGCCCCAAGUACUCUACAUAUAACGCAAAAUACUGAACAGGAACUUCAUUCUCCAGCACUGAAAGUCACAACAUAUCCACAGACAACUAUUAGGAGAUAUAUAGUACAGAAUCCUGAACAGGAACCACUGUCUCCAUUCUUAAGAGGAGGCCAUUUCUUCCCAGGAAACAAUGUUAUUUAUGAAAAAACAAUAAGAAAAGUGGAGAAGCUAAAUACAGAUCAGGAAUGCUAUCCUCAGGUUCAAUGCCAUCAUCAUAUUGUCCAACAGCCUCAGAUCAUCCACUCUUCACACUGUCAACAAUCCCAUUCUAACCAACAAAUACAUAGCAUCACAGGAAGUGAUUCAACUUCUACAAGCAUUGGAAAUGAACUGUGCCAUGGUGGAUCAAACCAGAUACAUGAGCAGGUGAUAAUUCAGGAUGAUGGCCCUGAAAAACUGGAUCCCAAAUAUUUUGGAGAGUUGCUUGCUGACCUAAGCCGUAAGAAUACAGAUCUGUAUCAUUGCUUAUUAGAACAUUUGCAGAGAAUUGGAGGAAGCAAACAGGACUUCGAGUCUACAGAUAAAUCAGAAGACAUUGAAUCAUUGAUUCCUAAAGGAUUGUCAGAGUUUACAAAACAGCAAAUUCGCUAUAUUCUACAGAUGAGGGGUAUGUCUGAUAAGUCACUCAGGCUAGUGCUGUCCACAUUCAGCAAUAUACGUGAGGAGCUUGGACAUCUUCAAAAUGACUUGACCUCACUGGAAAAUGACAAGAUAAGACUUGAGAAGGAUGUGGCAUUCAAAGAAACUCAAAUAAAAGAGUAUGAAGAACUCUUGGCAUCAGUGAGAGCAAAUAAUCGUCAGCAGCAACAGGGACUUCAAGACUCAAGCUCAAAAUGUCAGGCAUUGGAAGAAAAUAAUCUUUCUCUUCGACAUACAUUAUCAGACAUGGAAUACAGAGUAAAAGAACUGGAAUAUUGUAAACGUAAUUUGGAGCAAGAGAAUAAAAACCUUAGAAUGCAGGUUUCUGAGACUUGCACAGGCCCGAUGCUGCAGGCUAAAAUGGAUGAGAUUGGCAACCAUUACAUGGAGAUGGUUAAAAACUUGCGAGUAGAGAAAGACAGAGAGAUCUGCAAGCUAAGGUCCCAGUUAAACCAGUACCAAAAAGAUGUUUCAAGAAGAGAAGGAAGUUGUAGUGACUUCCAAUUCAAGCUUCAUGAACUCACCAGCUUGCUGGAAGAGAAGGAUUCCCUUAUAAAACGUCAGUCAGAGGAACUAUCAAAGUUGAGACAAGAAAUAUAUUCAUCACAUACUCAACCCUCCAGUUCUGGAAGGACUACCAUUACUACUAAAAAGUACAGGACACAAUAUCCAAUCCUAGGCCUCCUGUAUGAUGACUAUGAAUACAUACCACCAGGUAGUGACACACAGACUAUUGUGAUUGAGAAAACAGAAGACAGAUGGACUUGUCCAUGAAUGGAAACAACUUUAAAGUAUUACAUCUCAAAGGAAGUUUUCUGUGUCUAUAUUAGUAUUUUAAUUUCUUUUUCCUUCACUAAAGGCCAAUCAAAAUUUUGAACCAUGCUACUAACCAAUGAAUCUAAUGGAAUGACUUAAUUCUACAGAUGAGUUUCUCCAGCCAUUUAUGAAAUAUCAGUCCUUUCUAUUUGUAGCUGCAAUGUAGCAGCAUACAAACUAAAAGAGGGAACUUGUUUAUUUGAACUUCCAUUGCAGUCACUGUAGAACAUAACCAGCUAUUUUUUAAAAAUAUGGUACAUCUUAGGUGGUUAACUAAUUUGUGGAGUUAGAGAUUUUAUAAGUUAUUCCAUUAGAAUAUUUUCUCCAAUAUUUAUUAUACAAUUUUGUUAAAAGACUUAACAUUGUUUUUAACAAGAGGCAAAAAAAUUGAAUCCUUAAAAUAAAAGACUAUAGGGCAUGAUACAUAUAAUGUACAUUGGGUUUUCUCACUUGAAGCCUAUGACUAAAAGAGAUGCUUUAUUACAUACUAUUACACCUCUUGGAAACAUAACUAAGCCAAAGUUGAUAGUUAAUUUCAUUUAGCAGGGAAGUGGGAUGAUAUCUUUUUAAAGAAGUAAAUCCAUUUAAUUGUACGAUAUGCUACAUAGUUCCUAAUAAUAUCCUUUUGUGUCUUGAAAAUUUUCUUUCAAAGCAUUUCCUUCCCAAAUGAGGCCACUCACUUCCUUAAAAUAUGUAAUACUCUAUUGUAUUAGUGUUCAAAAAGAAGUUGUAGUUUUUCAUAGUGGUAUACAAAUAUUAUAUUGAAGUAAUGCAUAUAUACAAAAGCAUAUAGAAUAAAAUAGCAACAAAUAUUUGAUGGUGAAUACUUCUUGGGAAAAAAAUUUAUAGUAAUGUACUUUAAGUUUGUUUAAUUAAUUGUACUCUUGAUGACCUUCCUUACAAAAUGAACAAAAGAAUUUUAAAUACAUUACAAGGUAAGAAUGGAAUGUCUUAAUUUCAACUUGUUUGGCUAAAGAUAAGAGUUACUAAAAGUCAUUGUGUUUGUAAUAAGGCAACAAAUAAUUUGAGUUACAUGUAAAUGAACUUUUGCACUGAACUCUCUGAAAAUAUCUAUAUAAAAUCAUGUGAUUUAUAGUAGUAUUCUAAUAAUUACUAAGAAACUGUUACGAUAAGUACAGAUGAUGCACUAUAUGCUAAUGGAAACUAUAAAUGAGAAAAAUGUUUUCAAAAUUCUUUUAUAGAAAUAUACAAAUAGGUCUUAUUAUGCAGGUAAAAAGACUCAUUUAUAUUAUGUAAUGCUUUGGGCAAAAUGUUAGGCUCCAUUGAAUUGAUUCAAUUCCUAUUUUAUCAAUAUUUUGUGAUAGAUAACCGUAGUCUUACAUUUUUUGCUUGGUGUAGUAGAAACAGAGGAGUUUCUCGUCUGCUAACUGCUCAUAUAUGUAACCAUAAUAAAGAUAUAUAGUUAUGCACCCACUAUAAGUGAUAUAAGGCGAAGAAACUUUAUAAGCCUGAUAGAAAACUGCCACCAUUACUGUUUGAAAAUGAGUACAGGUGUGAUUUUUCUAAAAUACUGAAAACUAACAAUAUUCAAAAUUUGAAAGCAAUUAAGAAGUCAGCGGUUUCUUGGCCCACUUGACCCAUGGAUAGUGAAUAUGGAUCAUAUUAAGGUCCUUAUUAUACUCAAUUAUUUUUAAAAAACUCUAAGGAAAAAUUAAUACUAUGGAGAGUCCUUCUAUAUAUUUAAAUAUAUGUAUGUAUAUUCAAAUAUAUAAAUAUAUGCACAUAUAUUAAAUAUCUUUCAUUUGUGAUUAUUAUCAAUGGAAAGAGUAGUUAUAUCUUUUCUUCUCACUGGUUUUAAGCAAAUUAUUUAUGAAAAUUACAAAGAUGUCAGGUGAGGAAUGUUUGUUUACCUAAUAUCUAUAUCAGAAUGUUUUCACUUUAGAUUUAUCAAAUAAAAUGGAACCUGUACAAUAACAUAUAAAGUAAUUUGUUUGUAUCUAAAAUGUGUUAAGUAUUUGUGAAAGUUCAAGUAAGAAAUGUGUAGGAAGGCUUUUUAACUUAGCUGUAUAUUUUUGUCAGGAAGUUAUUCUCAUGUGAAUACUUAUGUGGGAACUAAUAAGCACCAUUCUAAUUAACACACACACACACACACACACACACAUAUACACACACCCACCCCAAAAGGACUUCCUAAUGUGAACUAGUAAUGAUGGAACUUCAACAUAAUUUGACCUCCAGUUGAUGAAGAUUUCUGUUUCAUAUUUGAAUUUCUUCCAUAUAAAUAGCGUUUUCUAAGUACUUGUUUCAAAUAUAAUUCCAUAAUGCAUUCAUCCCAUCUUUAUAAUGAGGUUUUAAUCGUAUUACAUUUCUUAAUAUGGACAGUACCAAAUGAACAAAAUAAAUCUUUUGAAAAAAUUGUAUCUCACUACACAAUUUAGAUCCUUACCUAAGCCAUCCUCACACCUCUUUCUCAUUAUUGCAAUCUACAAAGAUAAAUGUUUCUUUUCAAAGUAAAUGAUGUUUUGAAAAUAUUUCCUCAAAUAGUACAACCUUCCCAUCACAUGUAAUUACUAAAUUUAUUGGAUUUCCAUUGUACAUUUUUUGUAAUCAAAAAUGCAAAGUAUUUAAUGUUCAUCUGAAGAUAAAGAGUAACAGGAAAACUAAAAAUAAAUAAUGUAUUAAACACAUCUUCCUUAAUAAAAAUAUUUAGCAAUAUUUACUCUAGAAUAAGAGAUACCACUUUUAGUCCACAAAGAAAAACUAGAAUUACUCUGACAUAAUUAUGAUAGCCAACAUCAUUAUAUGAUAGAUUUAGUAAUCUACUUGUAUCUAUCCCUUGUAGACAAUGAGAUGUUGUUGGCUUCUCAUCCCACCACAUUAAAAUAGUACUUUUUUAUUGAAGUAUAUCUUCCUGAGAUACUUUAUGUUAAGGGGAAAUUUUACUUUGAUCCUAUAGCUAGUUUGCUAAUACAAUCAAUGUUGAAUGCUCCUAGUUUAUAUGUGCCAAGAUUCAACAAAGCACACCAAUUUCUUAAAAUGGGAAAAUAUAUAGGCUUUAAAAAUUUUUUUUAGUUGUAAAUAGACACAAUAUUUUUAUUUUAUUGAUUUAUUUUAUGUGGUUCUGUGGAUCAGUGUCUGGCACAUGCUAGGAAAGCAAUUUACCACUAAGCCACAAACCCAACCCAUACAUAGGCUUUUUAAUAUCAUGUUCUAAAAGUUUCUGAUGAGCUAGUCAAUAUUAAGAGUGGGGGGUUUGGGGGCUGGGGAUGUGGCUCAAGCGGUAGCGCGCUCGCCUGGCAUGCGUGCGGCCCGGGUUCGAUCCUCAGCACCACAUACAAACAAAGAUGUCGUGUCCGCCAAAUACUAAAAAAUAAAUAUUAAAAUUCUCUCUCUCUCUCUCUUUAAAAAAAAUAUUUAAAAAAAAAGAGUGGGGGGUUUGGGAAUCUAGAAUGACAGGGUUUGGGAAUUAAACAGGAAAUGAUUAAGACUUAUAUUAGGGUUUAAGUGGGAUAGUGUCCAUAUUGUCAAUUGGUUCAGUUUUAAAAGUGGAGAGCUCUCUUUGCAAUAGUUACUUGGGUAAUGGUUCAAAGAGAAAGGCAUAAUAAUUGUUUCACCUGUUACGCAGGUGAAACACUUUUAGUUGGAGAUACUGUACUAUCUAGUCUUGAACCUACUGCUCAUAACAUCCAGAUCUUAUCUAGGAUCCAAGGUUUUAAGAUACCCUUCUCAGUGAGUUCCAAAUUCACAUGCUGCCUCUUUUUGAAGGGUAAGGUGGGGUUAUACAAAGUUGGGAAAUUGGGAAAACUCUGAUGAUAGUCUAUGGUUUAAAUCUAAUCCUUCAUUUUUUGUAAAUGAAACCUUACUGAUUUUAAAGAACUUGAUUCUAAGUCUAGCUAGCUUUUUUUUUUUUUUUUGGUUCUCACAAGAGGUUCUCAAAGAUCUGAACAAGAGGAUUCUUUUGUUCCUCUGCCUGCUAUAUAUCAACAAAUUAUUUAAAAGAUAUUUAAUAUUUGCUCCAAAUUAAACCAAAUGGAGAAGGCAUCAAAUCAACCAAUUGGUAAGUGGAAGAAGGAGGAAAAUAUAAAUCAAAAACGAUUUGUCAGGAAAUUAUAUAAUUAUUGAACUGGGAGAGGGCUACAUAGAGGCUAAUUAUAUUCUUCUACGUUUGCAUAUUUGUGUCUUUAAGGGCAGUUCCAGGUUCCAACUGGUAAUUGUCUUGUAUAAAACACAAGAAACUGAUUAUAAAGGGCUUUCUUAAAUAAUUAUUCCUAACUACCCUCUCUGUCAUGCCCUGGGCCUUUUAGAUGUGACAAUGGGAUAAACCCAUCGAUAUAUAAUGCCAUGAACUCUUCUGGAAAAAUGAUUUUUCAGUAAUUUUCAUCUUUUCUUUCUUGUGAAGGUACUUCAAUUUGCAGAUCUACAUUUUUAGAUGGAAUCUGCGUGGUACAUAGGAAAACCUUUUGCCAGUAAAAACCUAUACAUUUAAUAUAAUCUUUAAUUUGUGACACUGACUUAAUUCAUAUGUUUUAUUUUUCUUGGGCUGAAGCUUUCUAGGUCUGAUUUAUAAAUAAAAUUAAAUCCAAUCCACCUUUCUCCAGCUCCACUGUAACCAUGAACUAUGGGAAUAAUUUAGCAUGGCUCUUUGCUCCCUUCAGAAACACUAUAUUUUCACACAGCCUACAGAGUGAUUAUUCAAAAUGUAAAUCAAAUCUAUUACACAUCCUCCUUGAAACCUCCAAAAGGCUUCCUACUUCAACCUCCUCACAAGUCCCUUCUCCUAUCAUUUCCUCUUACUCAUCAUUAUUUAACCAAAUUUGCUGACACAUGAUUUGCAUUUUUUUUUUGUUAUCUCUGCCUUGCUCUUCAAUAAGAUCUUCAUGUGACAGCUUACCUCUUGCUACUCAAAUGACAUGUACUCAGUAAGGAAUGCCUCUGUCCACUCACCCAUAGUAAUCAAUUAUAUUGGAUGCUUUUCUUAUACCUUAUUUUUCAUUUGGUGGCAACGUAAAGGAGCUUUCUAGAAUUUCACAAUUGUAGGCCCCACAAUUAAAUUACAAUAUGAAUUUUAAUAAGCUACCUAGGUGAAUCAAUAGACAUAAAAUUGAGAAAACUGGUGUAACAUGUAAAAGUAAUUGAUUUCUUCCUUUCAGUUAAUGGUUAUUAAAGAAUGAUAAUCCAAUUGACAGUUACAACUAAGAGUGAUAUAUCUAGAAUUAUUAGCAUUCUAUUAACUUUGGCCUAGUUAGAACACAGCAAGUAAUUUUGUACUCAUUUUCAGAAAUUAUUCCUAAAUACUUGAAUCAAUACUUUCCUUUUCCCAUGUACAUUAGGAAUAUAAAUAGAUAUAUUCUUAUCUCAGAACUAUGUCAUGUAAACAGGUUAAGAAUCUUUAGAUUUUACUAAAUCUCAAGACUCUAAAAUGGGUAACUAUAUAGCACUUCAUUAUGAUUUUAACAAAUAACAUACAUUCUUCAGGAAUAAACCUGCCACCAGAAUUGUUUAAAUUCCUAGCUCAAACUAUUAUUAAUUCACAAAACUCAAUAAGAUGAUUAAAAGGUCCAAAUUGCCUAAGAUAAAUGUUAAGCUAAAAGGCUUUUAAUAAGGAAUGAACAUUACAACUCAAUUUUAAAUAAGCUCAUAAAACCUAAAAGUGCAAUAAAUGCUUUUUAUUAUUGUAUGCUCAUUUCAAUGAGUAACAUUUAGAAAUAAUAAUCCCACAUAACAAUGACAAUCUUAUUUUACAGCGUGUACAUCAUUUACAGCCACAUAACACACAAUUUUAGAUUUUCCAAAUUUAAUAUUCUGAAGUUAAGAAAGAUUAACAAAAAUAUUCUCAAGUAACUGAUUCUUAUCUGGUGCAAAAAAAAAAGAAAA
Marmota monax (woodchuck) is the source of this 7781-nucleotide messenger RNA. RefSeq names its product POF1B actin binding protein (gene Pof1b). Gene Ontology annotation, biological process: epithelial cell morphogenesis; actin filament organization; bicellular tight junction assembly. Lineage: Eukaryota; Metazoa; Chordata; Mammalia; Rodentia; Sciuridae. The transcript has 17 exons. The record is from RefSeq and is a predicted model, not a curated record. Gene Ontology annotation, molecular function: actin filament binding. Gene Ontology annotation, cellular component: actin filament; bicellular tight junction; adherens junction. The coding region runs from base 132 to 1904 and encodes 590 amino acids.